Molecule: messenger RNA, 705 nt
Organism: Notodromas monacha
Lineage: Eukaryota; Metazoa; Arthropoda; Ostracoda; Podocopida; Cyprididae
Source: the annotation of a GenBank genome assembly
UUCGCAGCAGUUUUCGCAGAUGAAGACAGUCAAUCAAAAGGAGAUCAAUUAGCUCUGAUUGACUUGGAGAACGUUGAUGACUUCCCGAUACUUGAUGAACCAGGAGAAUUAUUGCUUGUCAGGGAGAAGCGAGGUUCCAAGGGAGGCGGCGGUGGUGGCGGCGGCUACGGCGGCUAUGGUGGCGGCGGAGGCGGAGGCAAGAAGGGUGGCGGCGGCGGUGGUGGCAAGAAGGGCGGCGGUGGCGGAAAGAAAGCUAGCCGCAUGAUGGGCUAUGGCGGAGGCGGUGGUGGCAAGAAGGGCGGCGGUGGCGGCGGCGGAAAGAAAAGCGGCCGAAUGAUGGGCUACGGCGGCGGCGGCGGAGGAGGCAAAAAGGGCGGCGGUGGAGGAAAGAAGGGCGGUGGUCGUAUGCGAUCCUUCAUGCAGAAGAUGAAGAAGAGGAUGCGUGGUGGCGGCAAGAAGGGCGGUGGAGGAGGAGGCAAGAAAGCCGGCAGAAUGAUGGGCUACGGUAACGGCGGAGGUGGCGGCGGCAAGAAAGGCGGCCGAGGCGGAGGCAAGAAGGGUGGCGGCGGCGGCCGAGGAGGUGGCAAGAAGGGCGGCGGUGGAGGCGGCAAGAAGGGCGGCGGCGGAGGCGGCAAGAAGGGCGGCGGCGGAGGCGGCAAAAAGGGUGGUGGCGGUGGUGGAGGCGGUUAUGGCCACGGAGGCUGG